Molecule: messenger RNA, 659 nt
Organism: Falco peregrinus (peregrine falcon)
Lineage: Eukaryota; Metazoa; Chordata; Aves; Falconiformes; Falconidae
Product: histone H1.8
Exons: 3
Coding region: 1-528 (175 amino acids)
Biological process (GO): negative regulation of DNA recombination; nucleosome assembly; chromosome condensation
Cellular component (GO): nucleosome; nucleus
Molecular function (GO): nucleosomal DNA binding; double-stranded DNA binding
Source: RefSeq, a predicted model, not a curated record
AUGGAGCCUGAGCUGGCUGAAGCUGCUGGCACAGCCCAGCUUCCACAUCUGCCAGCCCAGGGUCAGCAGCCCCGGCGCCCCUCAACCCUGCACAUGGUCACUGAGGCGCUGCAGGCCCAGGAUGAGAGGAAGGGUGCCUCCAUUGUUGCCAUCAAGCGGUUCAUCCUGGCCAAGUACCCCACUGUGGACCCUGGCCACCUCGGGGACCUGCUGAAGCAGGCACUGAGCAAGGGGCUGAGCUGUGGGGACCUGGUGCGGCCCCACAACUCCUCUGCCAUGGGGGCCACUGGCCUGGGGCUGGGGGCUGAGGUGCCACCUCCACUGGCCCCACUUCCACCCCUCCUUCACCCCCAGCUGGCCCCUGAGAAGCUGCGGCAGAAGCAGACAAUGGACCAGGUGGAUCCCAUCAGAGGACAGGUGCCGAAGGUGGGACGGAAGGGGACCCCCGGCAUGCACAGCAGUGAGGCGCCGUGGGGGGUAGCCUGGCCACAGCGAAGCAGAAGCCAAGGACAAAGCCCGUGGACGUGAGUAGCAGGGCUGCAUGGCGUGGCUGGGUGGCUCGGGCAUGGCAGGAGCCUGAGGUGCUCUCUCCCCUCCAGGCCCCACCAGGAGCGAUGGAGCAAAGCCCCCAGGAGCUGCCUGCCAGCCCCAGGCCCCCA